CAUGUUAGCUCCUCCCAUUUUAGAGUCCACAUAGGUAAGCAUGUUAUAGCUCCUCCCAUUUUAGGGUCCACAUAGGUCAGCAUGUUAUAGCUCCUCCCAUUUUAGGGUCCACAUAGGUCAGCAUGUUAUAGCUCCUCCCAUUUUAGGGUCCACAUAGGCAAGCAUGUUAUAGCUCCUCCCAUUUUAGGGUCCAUAUAGGUCAACAUGGGAUAGCUCCUCCCAUUUCAAGUUUAGUGAACUCUCUCCCAUCACAGGGUUUCCCCUCAAGGGCUGUUUUUCAAAUGGGGGGGGGGAGAUCUACAAAUACAUGCAAUCUCAAACUCGCCAGCAGAGGGCAGUAUUCUCACACACUUAUGCUAUGAACCCAAUUCAGAAUGUAUGUAACAGAAAAGAGCACUGUGCUGAAAAUGGGAGGGGAAUUUACUGCAUGUGAUUCUGAACAAUGUGUUAUUGAACGUGUCCACUAAAUCUGGCUUCCAAAAGGUGGCAUGCUGAGUUGGCUCUUGACCCUAUGAGCAGGAGGUUGUGGGUUUGAGUCCUGGGUGGCGUGGAGCCUGCUUUAUCUCCCUGUGUUCGAGUUUGCUCUGGUUUCCUCUCACGGUCUACAGAUUCGGCACCCUGGCACAUGUAUAAGGCGGCAGCGUAGAAUAAUGGGUAAGGAGCUGGUCUUGCAACCUAAUGGUCACAGGUUUGACUCCCAUGCUUUGUUGGACACUUGUUGUACCCUUGAGGAAGGCACUUAACCUGCAAUGCUUCAGUAUAUAUCCUGCUGUAUAAAUGUAAAUGCCUGUAAAUGUAAAGGGUUUUGUAAGUCACUCUGGAUAAGAGCGUAUGCUAAAUGCCUGUAAUGUAAUGUAAAAACAGGCUUUAAUUCCUGCACAGAUCAUCCAACAAGGAUGUGAAUACCCCCACGUUGGAGCUGACAGUCUACACUUUAACCUCAUUGUUUAUUUUAAACGUUUAAUUUGAAAUCCAAUAUGUUGGAGCACAUAGCCAAAACAACCGUGUCACAGUCCAAAUACAUACGGACUGCAAGGUGUAUAAAACACGCUGUAAUAUACAAAGGAUGGAGAGAGAAAAAAACCUGUGACCUGUAUGACACGCAAUGUACCAUGAAUAAGAAAAAAUAAUGGUCCUCCCACGAAAAAGGCCGCCACCCCUAAUCAGACCACUGUGGAGCCGGGAGUGCAUGGAAUCGUCUGAAUCACCACCCCCAAACGUUGCUCCAGCACCUGCUGCUGCCCGCUCCUUACCAGGAAGUACAGAACGACUUCCCCGCUCUCCGAUCGUAGCCUACGCGAUUCACACACCUACGUCUUAUUACUUAGUUGCAGUACAGUAUGCCGAAAUCUGUCAGAGAUCGCAUUAUGGCCGUGCUUGACACUCUUUCCAAGGAACAGUUACUUCGAUUUAAGCGUAAACUGAGUGAACUGGAUAUCAUCGGCUAUGGUCGAAUCGAAAAUGAGGGAACCGUGGACAUCACGCACAGGUUAGUUAGCAAGUUCACGGUAGCCCGUGCCAUCCCUUGCAUCGCAGAGGUCCUAAGAGCGAUUGAUCUACAGGAGGAAGCGGGCCGUUUAGAACAAAGUGAAAAUGACCGUGAAGGGGCCAAUGUCGCGACAGGAGCGGGAGCAGCAAGCCCGACUGCGGCGAGGGGAAACUGCGGAAGCGCCACGAACUGCAGCCCGAAACCGACGGAGGGUCAGUGUGAAAAUCUGCAUCCGCUGUGGAAAAAGUCACUGAAAGUCUUCACGUGUCAGACCAACAACUUCACUGUUUUUGCGCGGGAAACGUCUCCAUAUUAUAUCCGCAUGUCUACAUCUGCCUGUACAUACAUGACCUCAUCAAACCACACACAUUUAAUCACGAGCUCUGAGAUCAUAUUUAACUUUGAAAUUUGCCAGCAUUUCGUGGACAAGAACCAUGUGGAACUGAUAACGAGAAUCACAGCGGUGAACCCCAUACUGGAUCGCCUCUAUAGAAAGAAACUAAUCAGCAUUGAAAUGUUGGGCGUGAUUACGGCUGAGAAAACGAACGAAGACCGAAUGAGGAAGCUUUUGUACGACGUCAUUCUCCCGCAAGGAGAGGGGGCGAAAGACGAGCUGGUUGCGAUUUUGGAUGAGCAACAGCCGUACAUCAUGGGCACGCUGAGAGGGAAGUGAACCCUCUUCUUUCACCUGCAUGCUUCCUGUGCACGGCCAAAGUGAUCGAUGUUUGUUGAACCAUAGCAUGGCGUAAAUGAGCGGAAAGGGGAUAAAGGGUCUGAUUUACAUAUGCAAAAACUUUUAUCGCGCGCAAAACUGAUAACAAAACCAAUGACUGGUGUAAAACGAGUACCUUUAAGCAGUCACUGGUCAUGUUAUUGGUUUUGCGCGUGCUAACGGUCUUAAAUCUGGCCCCGAGUGUAUGGAGAUGAUUUAACACUUUCCCAGGAUUUGACUACACGUGGGACAUCUCCAGGGACGGGGUUGGGCAGCCCUGCUCGAGGCUGCAGUUCACUGAGCAGUCUUUGUCUUCGUUAGGCACUGGCUGUUUCCAUCUGUCCACUGUCACUCACUGUCGUGUGCAGGGUAGUGCACCGACCAUGACGAACACAAGGGCAUAACUUUGGCUUGAAUAUUUGGUGGGGGGGGGGGGGGGUCGGAGUAAAUUGUGAUUGUUUUCUUUACUCCGAUCCACAAUCUGCUUUAAAUGUGAAUUACUGGGUUUUAGAAGGCAUGCUGACAGCUGUUGAUGUCUCCAAAUUCAACUUGUCAAAUUUUAAAAGUAAAAAAUUCUAAGAAUAAAAUGGUCCCCUUGUUGUCAUGGACACAGUUAUUAAAAUUGUUAACGGUCAUUUUGUUUGACUCUGAGGUCUGUCAGUAACGUUCUCAGGGUUCAGUUCUGUCUGCUCUGGUAUAUUUGGGCUUUACCCAAACGGUGAUGCAUCCAUAGCAAAUGUUCACUUUAUGGACAGAUCCUCGAUAAUGUAGCCUAUAGUUGCUACACCCAAAUACAGCUGUAUCAAGAGCAUAUUAAACCCCGUGUUUGUGGACGUUGGGCGUCUCCAGACUGAACUCUCUGAGCAGGUUUAUUCUGGCGGUGUCGGGGGGGAGGGGGUCCUCCCCGCCGCCGCCGCCCGUGUUUGUGACGUACGCGAUGUUGACCGUCUCUGCUCGGCUGUACUGGGCCUGGCAUGUGUUUGUAUGUAUUUCUAAUUAAAUUUGAGUACAGAACAAUA
Molecule: messenger RNA, 3220 nt
Organism: Anguilla rostrata (American eel)
Lineage: Eukaryota; Metazoa; Chordata; Actinopteri; Anguilliformes; Anguillidae
Exons: 3
Coding region: 1341-2162 (273 amino acids)
Biological process (GO): regulation of apoptotic process
Source: RefSeq, a predicted model, not a curated record